AAGGCGCUCAAUCUUCUAAAAGAACGAGAUGACAUUGUUAUCACAAGGCCCGAUAAGGGAUCUGGUACCGUAGUAAUGGAUAAAGAGGAAUAUCUGCGUCUUUUACGUCAAGUAUCUAUAGCUGAUACAUCAAAAUUUACAACGAUUGAUCCAAACCGUCCGAAAACUCGAGGCCGUCCACCCAAGCAUUUUCACCCUCUUCUGCAGAAAGAAAAAGAGUUGAAAGCAGUUUUACAUCAAGUUCUUCCCGUGAAACUGGCUGAAUCGUUGUCUCCCAAAGGUUCCCGACUAGCGCACUUGUAUGGAUUACCAAAAACUCACAAGCCUACUCUGAGUAUGCGUCCAAUUCUGUCAGCCUCAGGGACAUACAACUAUAAGUUAGCUAAAUGGUUGGAGGAAAAGCUCAAGCCUCUCUCGAUGAAUCAAUACACCAUUGACGACGCUCUUGGUUUCUCUAAAGAAAUUCGCGAACAUCCUGUCCUUGAAGGCGAUAUACUGGUUUCAUACGACGUAACGUCAUUGUUCACAAAUGUCCCAGUUCAGGAAACCAUCAACAUCCUUGUCGAGAAAGCCUUCACCGAUAAUUGA
Molecule: messenger RNA, 588 nt
Organism: Pocillopora meandrina
Lineage: Eukaryota; Metazoa; Cnidaria; Anthozoa; Scleractinia; Pocilloporidae
Source: the annotation of a GenBank genome assembly